Messenger RNA from Callorhinchus milii (elephant shark), 3524 nucleotides. RefSeq lists its product as uncharacterized. Gene Ontology annotation, cellular component: LUBAC complex. The record is from RefSeq and is a predicted model, not a curated record. Lineage: Eukaryota; Metazoa; Chordata; Chondrichthyes; Chimaeriformes; Callorhinchidae. Gene Ontology annotation, molecular function: K63-linked polyubiquitin modification-dependent protein binding; ubiquitin protein ligase activity; K48-linked polyubiquitin modification-dependent protein binding. The transcript is spliced from 22 exons. The coding region runs from base 28 to 2658 and encodes 876 amino acids. Gene Ontology annotation, biological process: protein transport; protein linear polyubiquitination.
AGCUGUGGGCGGGGCUGGGCCGGAGCUAUGGGUGAGGCCUCUCCUGGGAGUCGGUACGGGUUGGAGGCGAUCAUGACAGCGGCCGCGGCUGCGGUUGGGCUGGAGAGCAGCCUGAGGGAGUGUUCGUAUGUGUACCCAGCCAGAAUCAUUAAAGAAUUUGAAAGUGUACAAGCAACAUACAGAGAUCUCAUUGUGGAUUUUGACUUGUUCUCUUAUGGAAAUGGAGUUAAGAAGAAGCUGGUUAGAUUGAGAGGUACUAUUCCUGUGACAUGUAAAGGACGAGUUCGUAAAAUCUCAGUGUGCAUCUGGUUACAUACUUUACAUCCUGAUAUGAUGCCAAAGUGCUUUGUAUGGUUACUAACGAAUAAAGGGAUAACUGGAAACUGGGUGGAUAUCAAUGACAUGAUGACUUCACAGUAUCUGAACAACUGGAAAAGUUCAACAUCACAUCUAGUGGGACUUCUGGAAGAUAUAAGAAUAUCAUUUGGAGAGAGAGUACCUCCGCCAAUGCAAUUUGCUGCUAGCCAAAAGCAGAUUACUAUUCCACAAGCCUUUAGUAAUUACGAGCAACAAAGUGACGAUUCUUUUCCUGCUGGAUGGACCAGUAAUUAUGCAGAAGCAAGGCAGUUACUUAGCAGAUCUACUUUACUUGGAACUGGUACAAGAAACAAUGAGAGACAUGUUUCAGGAGAAACACCCUUGCCCACUGGACAGCAUGCUGCACGCAAAACUAAAAAAAAAUCUUACAUAACUGAACUGAUGUCUUUGGACCUUUCCUUUUCAGAAGUUCCUGUCCUGUUUCCUCUCCAACAGGCUGGUCCAAAAGUGGAAAUUAAAAUGGAUCCUGUAGAACAAACUACAGAUCUCUUGGGAAACUUGAAUCUUGAUGCAAUACUUAAUGCAUAUAACAUGAAAACAUCUCUAAAUAAACCAGAUGGAGCACGGGCCAUGUUUUCGUCUGAUCAGAUUGGAUCAGGAGGUGGAGAACACAUCAAAAACUUGUGGAACACACAAAUGUUAAAUUCGAGUAAGAAUAACCGAAAAGUCCAGGUGCUUAAAAUUCCAGCUGGCUUUUCAGCACACAGGAUAAAGGACAAGGUUACCAUACAUUUCCAAAGAAGUAAAAAUGGUGGUGGGGAAAUAGUCCAUCUUCAGUAUCCAACCAGAAUUCCAGGACGUGCUGUUAUUACAUUUGUGGAUGCCCAAGUUGCAGAAAGAGUUGUCCAACAAGAAUGGCAUACAAUUACCAUUGAUGGUAAGGAUGUCUGUAUGCAGCUGAAGCCGUAUAAUGCAAGGGAUGAUAUUACUGAUUUGGCUGGAGGUGCUAAUGCGGUUUUAGUGCGUAGUGAGGAUACUCUGUGGACACACAACCCUCCUAUGAGUUUGCUGUCAACACCUGCUGGUGUGUCACAAGAUAAAUCCAGCCUCUUCCAGAGUCUUGUGAACCUUGAAGACCAGAAUUUCAAUGUUGAAGAUGUGAUUGAAGCUGUAAAAUCUAGUUUAGAUUAUGACUCGGCGCUACGAUUUCUUUCUCAUGAGUGCCCCAUUUGCAGUGACAAUGUUUCUUUUAACAAGAUUGUCAUGAUGACCCACUGUUCCUGUUCCUUCUGUGAAGCCUGUUUUAAGAACUACUUUUCAUCAACCAUAAAGGAGAAAAGUAUUCUGAAUUUGGUUUGCCCGAUGUGCAGUGCACCAGACCUGAACAAUCGAGAGCUCCACGAAGAUAUCACAGAGUAUUUUAAUUUGCUGGAUACUCAGAUUCGGUAUUAUCUUGAUUAUGAAAUUCAUGAGCUAUUCCAGAGAAAGCUUCGAGACAGAACUCUGAUGGAAAUGCCAAACUUCAGAUGGUGUGCAAACUGUUCCUUUGGGCUGCUUCAUGAAUUAGAUCAAUUGAGAAUGGACUGCCCUUCUUGUAAAAAGAGCACGUGUUUCCAGUGCAAGAGUCCGUGGGAGCCACAGCACGAAGGCAUCAGUUGUGAAAGCUUUAAGAAGUGGAAACAGCAGAACAACCCUGAGUAUCAGGCAACCCAACUGGAUACCUAUCUCACUAAAAACGGAAUAGAUUGUCCUAAAUGCAAAGCUCAGUUUGAUUUGUCCAAAGGAGGCUGCAUUCAUUUUUGUUGCUCCGUGUGUCAUUAUCAGUUCUGCGGUGGCUGUAAAAGACCCUUUAAAUUAGGACUAACUUGUGGAUUCUCGAAGAACUGCCAUGCAAAGGGACUACAUGCACACCAUCCCCGAAACUGUUACUAUCACCUCAGAGACUGGAGUGUACAACGAUUACAACAACUACUAAAUAUAAAUGGUAUUUCUGCCUUCACAACCCAUAAAAGCAUUCCAGGAGAGAUUGAAGGUAAAUGUAAGGUUAUGGAGCAGAAAGAUAGUGUCGAGGGGCUGAAAGAUGAGCAGUGUGGACACAACGCAAUAAGAAGUUAUUCUGGGUUUUGCGAGAAACAUUAUAAGCAGUAUUUAGUGGAACUUGCUAAUGAACAUUGCUUAGAUCCAGUUGUAUUAUACAACAAGGAAGAAAUGUUUAGUGAGCUCUAUCGCUGGGAUGUUGCAAUCCCAGACCCAAAUCCGAAUGAGACAGAAGAGAAAUUUAUUCAGAGGCUAAGAAAGAAGAUAAUUGACGAGAUAAAAAGCCCGACAGUCAACAUAUGAAUUGGAAAUCAAAUCAGAUAUUUGCCAGGAUCUAGAAGUAUCGAGUGUGAGCCACAUAGAUGUAAUCUUCAGAUGUAACCUUGAAAAUGCUGUAUUUUAAGAUCUGUGUUGGAGAUUUGUAGAGUGUGCUCAGUUAUGGCUAUCUUUUGUACCAUUCAUGUUAAUUAAAAUUGGGGACCAUCGUCCUUCAAUAUUUACAAAACUGGAUUACUUCCAAACAUUUAAAUAUUUGUCAAUUAAACACAGAAACUAUGUUGAGACUGUAAAAAUAAUUGUACACACGACUAGUGAAUUAAGAUGGUGGCUUCUGAUGAUAUUACAUGCUGUGAAAUAACUAAGAUUACCUUAUGCACUUUCUGUAAAUAUAGAGUUUACUGCUUAACUGAAUUUGCAGAUCCUAUUCUAACAUAAGAUUUUUAAACUAUUUUUCUAUUGCCAGAGAUUACUGUCACUUUUGUUAAUUUAAGUCUAUAUUUUUUCAACUGUUUGAAAUUCUCUUGUACCAUUAUACAAUAAGUGGAGUAUUUGACUGGUUUGAUUGUUUUGAUGUUUGAAAGUACUAGUUGUAAUAGAUUAGAAUUUCCCUGUAAUUUUCUAGUGCAUAGCUCUAAAGUUUUUUAAAUUAACAUUUCAUGAAAAUAUUGCUAAUAUAGCUAGUUAAUUUUGGAAGAAUUGUAAUUAAUCAAAUGAAGUUCACUUGUUUUUUUAGAAAUUAAAUGUAAGUGGCCAUUCUUGUUUGUUUUGGCGGGUCACUCAGCCGUAAGGAACAUCACAGUUGAGCCUCAAAAAAUCUCUCUCUCUUAGUCUGAUACAAAACUAUGUUAAAUGUAUACAUGUUCUUAAAUUAAUAAAGACAAUAAAGGCCA